AUGGAAACACACCUCAGCAGGUCCGGGUUCCUCCAGGCUCUCCUGCGGGCCUCCGCGCUCUGUCUCGCGGGUGUGUUUGUUCUGUCGGGUCGCUCCGGCGGCGUCCUGCUGUGCUACUAUCGCCCCCUGCAGGCCAGAGGCGGCCUCUGCACCAACAUGACCACGGAGUGCAGGCCGCACGAGCGCUGCUUCUCCGGCUGGAGGCGCUACGGUCCGGUGUCGGUGCUGGCCGCCCAGGGCUGCGCGUCCCCGGAGCUGUGCGGCUCUAACCACACGGUCACUCUCGCGGGCUCCGACUAUCAGAUCAGCUACACGUGCUGCUGUCACGACCGCUGCAAUGAAGCUCCCGCACCGGAGAACCGUCUCAAGCAGCUGCUCGGGGUCACGGUCAGACCGACGGACAGCAUCACCGCGGGUGACCCGCUUCACUGUCCGGAAGAGUGA
Megalobrama amblycephala (Wuchang bream) is the source of this 444-nucleotide messenger RNA. Its product is annotated as protein Bouncer-like. The transcript has 2 exons. Lineage: Eukaryota; Metazoa; Chordata; Actinopteri; Cypriniformes; Xenocyprididae. The record is from RefSeq and is a predicted model, not a curated record. The coding region runs from base 1 to 444 and encodes 147 amino acids.